CCAGUGAGAUGUACUUCAUGUGAGCAGUAAAAGCUGUGCUUUUCUUUUGCAGUUUAGUUUGCAAAAUCUAGAAACCACCAAGGAUGGGUGAAACCAGUGUAGAUGGAGCAAAAAUGACAGACUCUCCAGGUGGAAAUACAACCAUUAAGAGUGAACAAAAGACAGAGGGAAACUCUUUCUUUAGCUGGCUGUUGGUGCUGGCUUUGCUGGGGGUUUGGUUGUCUGUGGGUGUUGUGUGGUUUGACCUUGUUGACAACAACAGUGUGGUUGGUGCUCUUGGAGGAGUAUAUGAUGCUGAUGGCGAUGGAGACUUUGAUGUAGAAGAUGCCAAAGUUUUGUUGGAGAAUGAUACUGUGGCUACUAAGGAAAAAACCUUAAGAAAAAAUAUCACAACGGAGGGAGACAGUAUACAAGCAGGCCAUUCCAAGCAUACAUAUGAGAGACCUAAAGAAGUGGGGCUUAAAAAAGACAGAGAACAUCCUACCAAGGAUAUUGGCCGAAAGCUGAAAGCAGCUCUGAAGGAGCAGCUACGAAUUAUUCAUGAGAAGAUUGAAGCCAAAAAGAUUGCCAAACUAGCCCUUGCUGAGGUCCAUAGUGUUUUGGCUCAAGAGGAAGAGGAGAGACAAGCUGCUUUUGCUGCCAAAAAAGUCAAAGAAGAGGCAGAAGUUAAGCUUCAAGAGGAACGAAUACAAAGAGAACAAGAGGAGAAACUAGCCAAGGAGAAAGCAGAGAGAGAAAGAGUGGAACAAGAAAAACUGACCAAAGAAAAAACAGUAAAAGAAAGGAUGGAGAAAGAGAAAUCAGAAAAGGAAAGAUUGGCUAAAGAAAAAGCAGAAAAGGAAAGAUUGGCUAAAGAAAAAGCGGAGAAAGAAAAACUGGAGAAAGAGAGGGCAGAAAAAGAAAAAAUGGCUAAGGAAAAAGCAGAACAGGAAAGACUGGCCAAAGACAAGGCAGAAAAAGAGAGACUUGUUAAAGAAAAGGCUGAAAAGGAAAAACUGGGGAAAGAGAGUGCAGAAAAAGAACAACUGGCUAAAGAAAAAGUGGAAAAAGAAAGAUUGGAGAAAGAGAAAGCAGAGAAAGAAAGAUUGGCUAAAGAAAAAGCAGAAAAAGAAAGACUUGAGAAACAAAAGGCAGAAAAAGAAAGACUGGCUAAAGAAAAAGCAGACAAAGAAAGACUGGAGAAAGAGAAAGCAGAAAAAGUAAGAUUGGCCAAAGAAAAGACAGAAAAAGAGAGACUUGCUAAAGAAAAAGCAGAAAAGGAAAGACUUGAGAAAGAAAAGGCCGAAAAAGAGAGACUCGCUAAAGAAAAAGCAGAAAAAGAAAGACUUGAGAAAGAAAAGGCAGAAAAAGAGAGACUCGCUAAAGGAAAAGCAGAAAAAGAAAGAUUGGCUAAAGAAAGCGCAGAAAAAGAAAGACUUGAGAAAGAAAAGGCAGAAAAAGAAAGACUGGCUAAAGAAAAAGCGGACAAAGAAAGACUGGAGAAAGAGAAAGCAGAAAAAGAAAGAUUGGCCAAAGAAAAGGCAGAAAAAGAGAGACUUGCUAAAGAAAGAGCAGAAAAAGAAAUAUUGGCUAAAGAAAGAGCAGAAAAAGAAAGACUUGAGAAAGAAAAGGCAGAAAAAGAGAGACUCGCUAAAGAAAAAGCAGAAAAAGAACGAUUGGCUAAAGGGAUAGCACAAAAAGAAAGACUUGAGAAAGAAAAGGCAGAAAAAGAGAGACUGGCUAAAGAAAGAGCAGAAAAAGAAAGACUUGAGAAAGAAAAGGCAGAAAAAGAGAGACUCGCUAAAGAAAAAUCAGAAAAAGAAAGAUUGGCUAAAGUGAUAGCAGAAAAAGAAAGGAUGGAGAAAGAGAGAGUGGAAAAGGAAAGACUGGCCAAACAAAAUGCAGAAAAGGGAAGUCUGGAUAAAGAGAAAGUUGAGAAAGAAAGGCUUAACAAAGUAAAAGAGAGUGCAUCAAAGGGGCAAACAGAGAAAGAUUUAAAGAAGGAAAGAAAAAAUGUGAACAAUUACAAAGAAGAAAAAGAGGCAAAAUUAAAUAAAAAAGCUCAUGGACAAAAAGUUGAUCAAUCAGAAAAUGAAAAAGAAUCAGCUGAUGAAAAAAAUACCAAAGAAGAGAAAAUAUCUACUCGUGGUUUACUUAAAUCUUCUAAAAAAAUAUCAAGAAAUAAUAGUAAACUGCCAUAACUGUGAGAUUUGAUUUAAGAGGUUUGGAAAUAAAAACUCAUAAGGCAUUUACUAGGAACAGCCCUGCAUAGUAAAUAACUAAAAAUACAACACAUUUUUUUUCAGUAGUGUGACAAUAUUCAGCUGUUCAAAACGCUAACAAGCUACUUUUUUCAAACAAGUAGUGGUGUAGUGUAACAAAACACUACAUUGCUGUUGGUCCCAUGGCACAGCUGAGUGAAGGAGGUAAUAACCCAACUGUCAACUCACUGUGUUGGGAAGUUUGACUGAGUGUAUUGGUUCGCUUGGAUGUUUCAUGUAAAUAAACAUGAUUUCUUAGAUCCAACAAGCCAGUGUUUUUAAACCCUGUUCCUGGAGCCCUCUCCAACCAUUCACAUUUUGCAUUUCUCUUUAAUCAAACACACCAUGAAUUCAGGUCAUCAUUCAGGUCUCAUUAGAAGACACCAAGAUCUGAAAUGGGACACAUUCAAAAUGUGUAGGGGACUCCAGGAACAGAGUUGAAACCCUCUGCAAUAAGUGAUUUAGCCUGCACAGAAUUCCAGACUGCAUUUAAAAAAAUAUUUAGUGAGUUAUAUACAUU
Messenger RNA from Sinocyclocheilus grahami, 2760 nucleotides. RefSeq names its product calponin homology domain-containing protein DDB_G0272472-like. Bases 84 to 2180 code for a protein of 698 amino acids. Gene Ontology annotation, cellular component: membrane. The record is from RefSeq and is a predicted model, not a curated record. The transcript is spliced from 6 exons. NCBI's taxonomy places the organism in Eukaryota, Metazoa, Chordata, Actinopteri, Cypriniformes, Cyprinidae.